AUGGAGGUGUCAGUCGCUCGACGAAAAGAAGGAAAGAAUUCCUUGCCGGGCCCUUUGUCGUCACGCCAUCAUCAUAUUCAUCAGCUGAAGGAUGAUAGCCGACGCAAUGAACUGAUAGCCCGCUACAUCAAACUCAGAACAGGCAAAACGCGAACGAGGAAACAGGUCAGCUCCCACAUACAGGUUCUAGCGAGACGGAAACUCCGAGAAUUCCAGGCCAAAAUGAAAGUGGAUCACACAGUGCUCGGUCCCAAGGAGAAGAUGUUCCCGACGCCCAUGGACGGCAUGACUAGCGCACAGAUCGUCACGGUAGCAGCAGCGAAAGGGUUGAGCCUAGCGAAUCCUUCCUGCCUUCCGUAUGCCCACCACCAUCAUCCCCACCAUCCCCAUCAUCACCCCCACCAUCCUCCUCCGCCACCUCCCUCGCUACAUCACCAUCAGCUCCACCAUCACCCCCACCAUGGCCACCCCCACCCCCAAACUCACCAUCACCACCUUCCGCCACCUCCACCGCCGCCCUCGACGGCCUCACACUCCAACCAAUUCUGGCAGCCCGGUUUGCAGCCGAGCACGUCGCAGGACGUGAAACCGUUUGCGCAGGCGGCCUACGGCCCUAUGAAAACGGCCACGGCCGUCUCGGAUGUGGCCGGACUGCAGGCAGCACAUCCCUGGGAGGGCCGGGCGAUAGCGACGCACAAGUUCCGGCUGGUCGAGUAUAGCGCGUUCCUGGAGCUACGCGUCGAGGAUCCGUACCACAAACACUUGUUCGUGCACAUAGGCGACCAACCGGCCCACCCGCUGCUGGAAUCCGUUGAGGUGAAAGAAAUCUACGACAAAUUCCCCCAGAAGGCGGGUGGCCUCAAAGAGCUCUACGAGAAAGGUCCCAGUAACGCCUUCUUCCUGGUUAAAUUCUGGGCCGACCUCAACACCAACAUCGCCAAUGACGCUGGAGCAUUCUAUGGCGUCAGUAGUCACUACGAAAGUAACGACAACAUGGUGAUCACCUGCUCGACCAAGGUGUGCUCCUUCGGGAAGCAGGUCGUGGAGAAAGUUGAAACCGAAUACUCCCGCUUCGAGAAUGGUCGGUACGUGUAUCGGAUUAACCGAUCGCCCAUGUGCGACUACAUGAUCAACUUCAUCAACAAGCUGAAGCACCUGCCCGAGAAGUACAUGAUGAACAGCGUGCUGGAGAACUUCACCAUCCUGCAGGUCAUCUCCAACAAGGAAACGGACGAAACGUUACUGUGCGUGGCGUUCGUGUUCGAAGUGUCAACGUCUGAACAUGGCGCCCAGCACCACAUCUACCGCCUGGUGAAGGAAUAGCAUGAGAUCAGCACCCACCAAUCCAC
This is a messenger RNA of Uranotaenia lowii, 1349 nucleotides long. RefSeq names its product protein scalloped-like. Gene Ontology annotation, molecular function: RNA polymerase II cis-regulatory region sequence-specific DNA binding; DNA-binding transcription factor activity, RNA polymerase II-specific. The record is from RefSeq and is a predicted model, not a curated record. The transcript has 7 exons. Gene Ontology annotation, cellular component: transcription regulator complex. Bases 1 to 1323 code for a protein of 440 amino acids. Gene Ontology annotation, biological process: hippo signaling; embryonic organ development; regulation of transcription by RNA polymerase II. NCBI's taxonomy places the organism in Eukaryota, Metazoa, Arthropoda, Insecta, Diptera, Culicidae.